This is a messenger RNA of Amorphotheca resinae ATCC 22711, 290 nucleotides long. RefSeq lists its product as hypothetical. The record is from RefSeq and is a predicted model, not a curated record. The coding region runs from base 129 to 287 and encodes 52 amino acids. Lineage: Eukaryota; Fungi; Ascomycota; Leotiomycetes; Helotiales; Amorphothecaceae. The transcript has a single exon.
GUCCAGAUUGGAUGUGGUGUUGACUGCGGCAGGGUUGUCUGUCGUAGAAGGCGUCUUCUCGUCGGAUGCUGGAGAAGCCAUGAUGCAGCUGCCGUUGCAGUCGCGAGAGAAGAGUCAACGGGGUGAAAAUGGCAAGGCGGAAUACGACCAGACGAUAUAAGGGAGAAAGGAGAGAUAAAGAGGGAAAACAUGAGGAAAAGAGGAAAAGAAAAGAAAAGAAGACAGCGGCUCUCUCACCGCAUCUAGAAGCCCGAGAUCUUAGGGCUCAGGGCCAUCCAAACCAGUGAGAU